Molecule: messenger RNA, 490 nt
Organism: Gordionus sp. m RMFG-2023
Lineage: Eukaryota; Metazoa; Nematomorpha; Gordioida; Chordodea; Parachordodidae
Product: histone H2A-like
Exons: 1
Coding region: 14-388 (124 amino acids)
Biological process (GO): heterochromatin formation
Cellular component (GO): nucleosome; chromatin
Molecular function (GO): structural constituent of chromatin; protein heterodimerization activity; DNA binding
Source: RefSeq, a predicted model, not a curated record
AAAUUAAUAUAAAAUGACUGGCCGAGGAAAAGGUGGAAAAAUAAAGAGCAAAGCAAAGACUAGAUCGAGCCGUGCUGGACUUCAAUUCCCCGUUGGAAGAAUUCAUAGGCUACUGAGAAAAGGACAUUACGCUAAAAGAGUCGGUGCUGGAGCCCCCGUAUAUCUCGCAGCUGUGAUGGAAUAUUUAGCUGCCGAAGUUUUGGAACUGGCAGGAAAUGCGGCAAGAGACAACAAAAAGACGAGGAUCAUACCUAGACACUUGCAACUAGCUAUCAGGAACGACGAAGAAUUGAACAAACUCCUAUGCGGCGUAACGAUUGCCCAGGGUGGAGUGUUGCCCAAUAUUCAAAGUAUCUUGUUGCCGAAAAAGUCCGAAACCUCCGCUUAAAUCUUAAAUGAUUAAAUACCCAACGGCCCUUUUUAGGGCCACCAAAAAUUUAUGGAUGCUAAACAGCUUUUAAAGUGUAAUAAUUAACAUAACCAAUAAAUG